This is a messenger RNA of Colletotrichum graminicola M1.001, 723 nucleotides long. RefSeq lists its product as uncharacterized. NCBI's taxonomy places the organism in Eukaryota, Fungi, Ascomycota, Sordariomycetes, Glomerellales, Glomerellaceae. The record is from RefSeq and is a predicted model, not a curated record. The transcript has a single exon. The coding region runs from base 1 to 723 and encodes 240 amino acids.
AUGAAGCUUUCUGGCGCUGAUAGAAUCAAGAUCGUCUGCGAUCCCUUCUGGACCUCGAGCGCGAGAGGGACCAAGAUAAGCAGCAGCAGGACGUACGACGUUCUUGACCUUCUUGUGCCUGAGAAGGGAACCUGGAAACUCUCACUCUCUAUGGGACCGGACGAAAGAAGUCUUGUGUUGAAGCGAUCGAUGGUCCCGGAGAGCGUUCUUGGCGUAAGCCCACCGCAGCCAAUCGUCUUGAAGAUGCACUUUAGUCGAUCUCACGGCUGUUUCUUGGUUGAAGUCAACAAGGAAACCGAGUCGUUGCAUGACGGUCUUGGCCUCGACAAAGACGGCACCUUUGUGGCACUCACAGCCGAGUUCGAGCAGGCUCUGGGAAGAAGGAUCGAGCAAAGGCUGGCACCUAGUAUUCAAGAUAGCGUUGGAUGCAGCCAGAAUAAACGUCGCUCUGGUUAUAUGACCGGGGGCGGGGCUCGCAGGCGCGCCAUCGGUAAGAUGAAACCACAGUACACCCGUCUGCCGCCCAUCAAAGGUCCGCCUGCUCGUCGCCGUCUCGAAACGCCUCCAAGAGACCUGGAGGUGGAAGAGGACAUGGAGUCCCUCAACCCAGUGUCUGAUUCUGAGAGUUACUAUUCGACGGACACAUCAAGAGAGUCGUCCGUCAGCUUGGGAGCGUUCGCCCAGCUUUCAGGUGGCAGGGGGCAGCUUCGACAGCAAUUCUAA